This is a messenger RNA of Ostrea edulis (European flat oyster), 2462 nucleotides long. Its product is annotated as zinc finger protein 595-like. The record is from RefSeq and is a predicted model, not a curated record. NCBI's taxonomy places the organism in Eukaryota, Metazoa, Mollusca, Bivalvia, Ostreida, Ostreidae. Bases 156 to 1613 code for a protein of 485 amino acids. Gene Ontology annotation, biological process: regulation of transcription by RNA polymerase II. Gene Ontology annotation, molecular function: RNA polymerase II transcription regulatory region sequence-specific DNA binding; DNA-binding transcription factor activity, RNA polymerase II-specific. Gene Ontology annotation, cellular component: nucleus. The transcript has a single exon.
GAUUUGGAAAUCAUUGCAUCACUGAAUAUUUGUUAAAAUAGAACAUAUUCAACCAACAUCUUCUGUAAUCAGAGGAGAAGCAGUCUUUGGGGAGGAAACAUUGCACAAAUCACAUCGGUGUUCGAAUAUUUUAAGUUCCUUUAGAAAGAUUAACAAUGGAGGAAAAUACAAAACAGGUGGAAACAGAGGAAAAAAUUACAAAACAGGUGGAAACAGAGGAAAAAAUAACAAAAGAGACAGAAACAGAGGAAAAAAUAACGAAAGAAACGGAAACAGAGGAAAAAAUUACAAAACAGGUGAAAACAGUGGAAAAAAUUACAAAAGAGACGGAAACAGAGGAAAAAAUAACGAAAGAAACGGAAAUAGAGGAAAAAAUUACAAAAGAGAUGGAAACAGGGGAAAAAAUUACAAAAAAGAUGGAAACAGAGGAAAAAAUUACGAAAGAGAUGGAAUUCAUAGCUCAGAAAAAUACAGAGAAGACAGGGACAGUGGGUGAAAAUAUAGAAAAUACAAGGAAUAUGAAAGAAAAGGUUGAAGAUGAAAAUAAACCUUAUUUGUGUAGCUUUUGUGGAAAGGCCUUCAGAGAACGGUCACGUCUCGAGUACCACAGUAGAAUACACACAGGUGAAAGGCCUUUUCACUGUGCCAGUUGUGGAAAAACGUUUCGAUUGCACCAUCAUUUGAAUAUACACAUGGUCACUCACACUGACAAGAAACCUUAUAAAGAGAAAACAGUGGAGAAAAAUACAAAGCAGACAGAAUCAAUGGAGGAGAGUGUGAAAGAGAUGGAGUUAAUAGAGGAAAAUACAGAAAAUACAAAGCUGAUGGAAUCUGAGGAAAAUUCAGUUAAUAGAGAAACAAUGGAGAUGACAUUAUUAGAGGAAAAUACAGAGAAAAUGGGAAGAAUGGAGAAAAAAUCAAGAAAAGCUGUAGGCGAAAAUAAGUCUUAUCCAUGUAGCACUUGUGGAAAAGCUUUUAGAGAAAGGUCACAUCUGAAUUAUCACUGUAAGAUGCACACAGAUGAACGACCCUUUCAAUGUACCAUUUGUGGAAAAACAUUUCGAUUGAAGCAUCAUUUAAGAGGACACAUGGUUACACACACCGACAAUAAACCAUAUCAAUGUAAGGUGUGUAACCGAGCAUUCAAUGACCCCUCAUCUCUACGCAGACAUGGUAAAAUUCACAGUACAGAAGCAUACAAGUAUAUUUGUCAAGAAUGCGGGAAAUUGUUUAUGCAAGAAUCACACUUACAAAAGCACAUAAACGAAAACAAAUGCCUGCAAUAUAAGUGUGAUAUGUGUGGCAAGAUAUAUUCGGAAACUUCAAAACUACGAAUUCACAAACGGAAUCACACAGGCGAUAAACCAUUUGUGUGUCAGCUUUGUGGAAAGGCCUAUACUUCCUCAGCUUCUCUAAGAGAUCACAUUUUGAUGCAUGCAGGAGUGAAACGUUUUCAGUGCGAAUUUUGUGGAAAGGCGUUUCAAAGAAAGCCUCAUUUGAUGCUUCAUCGUAAUAUUCACACCGGCAAGAAACCCUACCAGUGUGAGGUGUGUGGGAGGACCUUUAAUGACCCGUCCUCGAGUCGCAGACACCGCAAAGUCCACAUUACUUAAAAACUAGUGUGAGGUGUGUGGGAGGACCUUUAAUGACCCGUCCUCGAGUCGCAGACACUGCAAAGUCCACAUUACUUAAAAACUAGUGUGAGGUGUGUGGGAGGACCUUUAAUGACCCGUCCUCGAGUCGCAGACACUGCAAAGUCCACAUUACUUAAAAACUAGUGUGAGGUGUGUGGGAGGACCUUUAAUGACCCGUCCUCGAGUCGCAGACACCGCAAAGUCCACUUAAAAACUAUGAAUGUAUCGUAAAAGUGGAUGUGGAGUUAUGACUAUGUGGACACUCGUGCAUGUUAUUGAACUAUAACAGCUGCAACAAAUGUGGAAAAGCUUUUGUACAAGCAAAUGUCUAAAACCAUUUAUUGGCAGAUGAUAUUCCUUUAAGAUAAGAUAUUUGUGGGAACACAAUCAUUGUCUGAUUUCACACAACUUUCAACUGAUCCUGCACUGGGAAGUUUCCUUAAUCUUCCUGAAUGGGGCAUGUGACACUCAGUGACAGCAUGUUAAGGAGGGAAACACAUGAUCAGCCUUUACAGAAUCAAGAAGAAAACAAAGACAAUGUAUUUUUUGCACAUGUACAAGAAAGUGACAUUAAUAUUAGUGUGCUUUGUCUUUCAACAAUCAUGGACACACAACAUUUGUAUUGGUUGAAAAGCAGAGAGCUUGUACAGUAGAUUCCAUAUUUGAUAAGUUAAAAGCCUCUCAUGAACUGAAUGUUUUUUUAAAAAAAAAUUCUAUAUAUCAUUAAGUUACAGAUUUGAAAUCUUUUGAGUAUUAACAAUUUUGAGUUUUAACUUACGCUGAAUGGAUUGAUAUAAGGGUUAUACAAUAAACACAUCAAUUGGUGAA